AGCAGGGACCCAAAGGCAGUGCUUAACGCAGCGGCUGAAAGCGUGCGUGGGAGGCGGGGGCUCUGGGUGGAACAAAACUCACAGGAUGUCACAGAAGCAUGUCUCCCGGGAAGAAACGAGCUAAAAGAGGGGUCCCAGUCACCAUGGAGGACCCACACCCUGAAGAGCCCAUGGAGCAGCAGGAUUCGCCCAAUGAGAGGAGCCCCCGAAGUCCAGGAGACAGCAUCUGCCACCUGGGGGCCCUGCAGUGCACCCGCUGCCUCAUCACCUUCGCAGAUUCCAAGUUCCAGGAGCGUCACAUGAAGCGGGAGCACCCAGCGGACUUCGUGGCCCAGAAGCUGCAGGGGGCCCUCUUCGUCUGCUUCACCUGUGCCCGCUCCUUCCCCUCCUCCAAGGCCCUGAUCGCCCACCAGCGCGGCCAUGGUCCAGCCACGAGGCCCUCCCCACCGGCUGCGCCCACCACUGCCCAGCCCACCUUCCCUUGUCCUGACUGUGGCAAGACCUUUGGGCAGGCUGCUUCUCUGAGGCGACACCGCCAGGUGCACGAGGCCCGCGCCCGUCCUGGUACCUUUGCCUGCACCGAGUGUGGUCAGGACUUUGCCCAGGAAGCAGGGCUGCAUCAACACUACAUUCGGCAUGCCCGGGGUGAGCUCUGAGUGCAGCGUGAGCCCCCUCCACGGCGAUAAGGAACUCUGUGGCUGGUAGGACCCACCACGGUAUGGGCACAGGAACUCUGGGGGCCUCAGUGGGAUUUGCUUCCCUCUUUGGGAAAGCAGAGGGCUCUCUGAUUAAUAGGACCCAAAGGAUUCU
This is a messenger RNA of Propithecus coquereli (Coquerel's sifaka), 810 nucleotides long. RefSeq names its product zinc finger protein 576 (gene ZNF576). Lineage: Eukaryota; Metazoa; Chordata; Mammalia; Primates; Indriidae. The coding region runs from base 99 to 656 and encodes 185 amino acids. Gene Ontology annotation, biological process: regulation of transcription by RNA polymerase II. The record is from RefSeq and is a predicted model, not a curated record. The transcript is spliced from 3 exons. Gene Ontology annotation, cellular component: nucleus. Gene Ontology annotation, molecular function: RNA polymerase II transcription regulatory region sequence-specific DNA binding; DNA-binding transcription factor activity, RNA polymerase II-specific.